Molecule: messenger RNA, 500 nt
Organism: Callorhinchus milii (elephant shark)
Lineage: Eukaryota; Metazoa; Chordata; Chondrichthyes; Chimaeriformes; Callorhinchidae
Product: 40S ribosomal protein S26
Exons: 4
Coding region: 88-438 (116 amino acids)
Biological process (GO): translation
Cellular component (GO): cytosolic small ribosomal subunit; ribosome
Molecular function (GO): mRNA binding; structural constituent of ribosome
Source: RefSeq, a predicted model, not a curated record
ACUUCCGGUGACCGGAGCGCGGCGGCAUAAAGCGGGUGCGCGGCGGCUUCCGGUUCUCUUUGCCGCGGGAGAGGAGGAGAGACGACAAUGACCAAGAAGCGAAGGAACAACGGGCGCGCCAAGAAAGGCCGCGGGCACGUGCAGCCGAUCAGAUGCACCAACUGUGCCCGCUGCGUCCCCAAGGACAAAGCCAUCAAGAAGUUCGUCAUCCGUAACAUCGUGGAGGCAGCUGCCGUCAGGGACAUUUCGGAGGCCAGCGUCUUCGACUCCUACGUGCUGCCCAAGCUCUACGUGAAGCUGCAUUACUGCGUGAGCUGCGCCAUCCACAGCAAAGUGGUCAGGAACCGCUCGCGGGAGGCAAGGAAAGACAGGACCCCCCCUCCUCGUUUCAGGCCAAACCCAUCCAUGCCACGUGGACCUCCACCAAAGCCGAUGUAAACAUCAGGAAAUCGAAUCGAAUCCAUUAUUCUCUGGAUAAACAACAAUGUUGGACCAUUAAA